Messenger RNA from Rotaria sp. Silwood2, 7308 nucleotides. The record is from the annotation of a GenBank genome assembly. NCBI's taxonomy places the organism in Eukaryota, Metazoa, Rotifera, Eurotatoria, Philodinida, Philodinidae.
AUGUCGACGUCUAAACCUGUCGAGUGGGUUACAGCAUUGAUUGAAAGAUUUGAAGAUCAAUUACCAAUAAAAUGUGGUGAAUUGACUAAUCAAAUGCGUCUUAAUUUAGAACAAAAUAAAGAAUGUUUAAUUGCCUUAAGUCGUUUUAAAUUUUCUCUUGUUAUUAAUGGACUUACAGAUAUUUUAAAAACGAUUGAUAAUACUAGAUAUGGAGGUUUUGAUCAAGAAAAAAAUAUUUAUGAAUCAUAUUUAAUUGUGCUUGAUGCUGUUGAACAAUGUUUAGCAAAUACAAAAGAUUUAAGCACGAGUCGGUUACAUGAAGCUAUUUAUGUCAAUAAAUUAUUACCUGUAGUUUGUAAACUCUUAAAUGUUCCCGGUGAUGGCAUAACAGUCCAACAUGUUCGACAACUUGCUUCGAAUGUUUUAUUUGCAUUAAGUGUUAACAAUUUCAGUACUCUUUUUAGUAAAGUUGUUUCAAGACUUGAAUGUUUAAUUGCAUCUGGAGAUGAAACAUAUGAGGCCGGUGAUCUUGAUCUUAUUCAACAUAUGAAUGUUGAUAUGCUUAAAUUAACAAGACUUCUUAAUGAGGAAGUACAAAAAUGGCGGUUACUUAAAAAAAUUCAUCAUACAGAACUUGUUAAAAGUGUCGAAAAAGCUAUAUGGAAUUGGUUAGAUACAUAUCCCGAAGAAUUUACUGACCUACAAAAAAGACCGAAUGCUGAAUUAAGUGAUAAUUGUGAAAAAUUAUUCGAAUUCCUUGAUUCAUUUGGUGAAGCAAAUCGUCGUAAAGUUCAAUAUGUUUGGCCACUUCAAAUGAUGUUAUUAGUAUUAUGUCCAAUAAUUCUUGAAGAAUUAGUUUAUGCAUUAGAAAAAGGUGGUCCUUGUUCAGCUGAACAUUUACGUAAAAGAAAUUUUGUUGAUGCAUUAAAACGUCAAUUACAUGCCCAAGUAUUAGGUAAACAACAUUCAGCUGGUGGAACUGAAUCAGCAGCUGUUGUUACAUUUGUUAAAUUAUGUAAAGCAGCAACAUAUAUUAAUAAUAAAGAUUCAAAUAAUGUUUUAUUUGUUAUGGUACAAUCAGUUAUUGGAGAUUUAAAACAAAUUUUAUUUAAUCCAUUAAAACCAUUUUCACGUGGUCAAGAUAAAAUUAAUUUUGAUUUAGAAUUAAUGAUUGAAUUUUUUCUUGCUUGUCUUAGAUUAAAUCCACAUAAUAAUGAAGUUUUAAAAGUUUGUUUGAAUUUAUCGUCACCAGCUAUGUUUCAUUAUGUACUUGUUAAAGCACUUUAUAGAAUAAUAACACAAAAACGUUUAGCUUGGUGGCCACAAAUUGAUAUUGUUUAUUCACGUGCUGGAGAAUUACGAAAUAUGUUUACAGAUACAUUAAAUAAAGUUUCACAAUCAUCAACAUUUUCAACAACACCAUUAAGAAUAUCAGGUAUAACAGGUGUUAGUACAUUAAAAGAUAUAUUAUUUAAUCCACAACAAUUACGUUCACAAUAUUCUCAAGCAUUUAAAUCAAAAACAUCAGAUCGUUUAGCUUAUGAUGAAGGACCAAAUAAUCGUGAAUUACUUUUAUGGAUUGUACGUUUAAUAAUCGUUGAUCCAUAUUUAAUGUUACAUAAUCCAAAUAAACUUGAUCAUGAAACUCAAAUGUCAACAUUUGAAUUAAUAAAUGGUCUUGUAUCACUUGUACAUGAUACAUCAAUGAUGCCAGAUGUUGCUCAUACAGCUAUGGAAUCUUUAUUAGUUUUACAUGAAACACGACAUAUUGAAUUAUGGAAUCCUGAAGCAUCAAUAAAUACAUUUUGGUCAAUAUCAAGUCAAGUACUUUUUUCAAUAUCACAAAAAUUAGUUUUACAUCAAAUUUAUGAAUAUACAUCUGUAUUACGUUGGUUAAGAGAAAUUCUUGUUUUACGUAAUGCUUUUCUUUUCCAUCAUAAAGAUAAUGCAUAUCUUGGUUCAAAUAUUCCAAUGGCUAAACAUGCACAUACAAAACUUGAAAUUGUUUUUUUUAUUUAUUUAUGGUCAAUUGAUCCUGAAGCUGUUAAAAUUGCUAUGUCAUGUUUUGCUUUAUUUGCAUAUGAAGCUGAUAUUCGUUUUGGUUUUGAUGAAACAGCUGUAUUAACACUAUUACCUAAUUAUAAUAUUUAUAUGGAAUUAUCAGCAGCAUCAACAACAUUAGUUACCACUGGAAGAAAUGCUUUACAAAAGAAAAUUCUUUCGCUAUUAAGACGUAUUGAAUUUGCAACACCUGGAAAUAAACAAGCUUGGUAUGAUACAUUUGUUAGUCAACAACAUUUGGCUAAAUUUUUGGCUAUUUAUCCAAAAAGAGUUGAUGAUUUGGGUAGUGGAGGAUCAACAGCUAGUUCACCAUCGGUUAAUGCAAGUGAAACAAGUAGUUUUGUUGGAAGUGGAUAUGGAAAAUUUGGUAAAAGACGAACUGGAGUUCAUUCAAGUGAACAUGAUAUUGAAGAUGUUUUUCAUGAAUGGGCUAAUAUGACUGGAUUUUUAUGUGCACUUGGAAGUGUUUGGUUACCAGUGAAAAAUCGACCAGGUCAACAUGGAAUUCCAGCUGAUACUCGACGUACAUCGAUGGAACCCGUUAGUUCCGAUCUUCAUUAUUGUCCUGUAACACAAUUUAUUGGUGAUUGUUUAAAAUAUUUGGUUUGUCAAAAUGAAAAAUUUGGUUUACAAAUUCAACGUCAUAUUCAAGAUUUGCUUGGUCAUGAACUUAAUCCAUUAUGUUAUCCAAUAUUAUUUGAUCAAAUUAAAAUACAAGUUGAUAAAUUUUUUGAUGCUACCGGUCAAGUUAUAUGUUCAGAACAAAAUACACAAUUUAUUGAUAAUGUUAUUGUUAUAAUGCGUUCUGUAUUUGAAAUGAAAGCUCAACAAGCAGCUCAAAAUUCUUUAGAAGGACCAACAACAACAACCGGUUCAUCAAAUACAUUAGGUGUUCCAAGUAAUAAUGCUGGAUCACCACAAUCAGUUGUCGGUAGUUCAUCAAAUGAUCCGAGUUCAAGUUCAACAAGUGGAGCUGGACGUGGUGGACCACAACAAACAAAUGAAAAUCCAUUAGCUAAUGUUAAUAGUUUAGAACAACUUGUUUUAAAUAUUGUUCGUUAUGCACGACAAUUAGAUACAAGUGUUGGAGCUGUAGCUAUACGUAUACGUGUUUGUCAACUUGUAGAAUCAAUGAUGAAAAGACGUGAUGAUUUAUCAUUUCGACAAGAAAUUAAAUUUCGAAAUAAACUUGUUGAAUAUUUAACUGAUUGGAUUAUGGGAAAUUCACAUCAAUUUAAUCAAGUUCAUGCAUUAGGUCAGUCAGCAGCUGGUGUUAAUGUUGGUAGUGGUGUUAAUGUAACAACAUCUCAAUUAGUUGUUGAUCAAUAUCAACAUUUAACACGUGAAUUAGAUCAAGCAUCAAUGGAAGCUGUUGCAACAUUACUUCAUUCUCUUCCAUUACAACCAGAAGAAAGUGAUCGAGGAGAUUUAAUGGAAGCUAAAUCACAAUUAUUUCUUAAAUAUUUUACAUUAUUUAUGAAUUUAUUAAAUGAUUGUGGAGAUGAUUUAAAUGAUGAUCAAAGUUCAUUAUCAGAUCAUCAUCAAUCAAAUACGGAAAGAGGAACAUCAAAUAUGACAAGUCAAACACAACAACAACAACAACAACAACAAUCACAAUUAAUUAAUCAAUUACAACAAAAACAACAAUCAUUAAGAAAUUCAACUAUUGUUGCCAUGUCGAAUUUACUUGCAGCAAAUAUUGAAAGUGGUCUUAUGAGAAGUAUCGCUUUGGGUUAUCAUCGUGAUCCACAAACUCGAGCAGCUUUUAUGGAAGUUUUAACACAGAUUCUUCAACAAGGAACAGAAUUUGAUACAUUAGCUGAAACUGUUCUUGCUGAUCGAUUUGAACGACUUGUUGAACUUGUUACAAUGAUUGGCGAUAAAGGAGAAUUACCUAUUGCUAUGGCACUUGCCAAUGUUGUUUCACCUCAAUAUAUGGAUGAAUUAGCUCGUGUAUUUGUAACAAUAUUUGAUGCAAAACAUUUACUUCAUCAAUUAUUAUUAAAUAUAUUUUCAAAAGAAGUUGAAAUGGCUGAUUGUUAUCAAACAAUAUUACGUGGAAAUGGUUUACCAACAAAAAUAAUGUCAUUUUGUUUUAAACUUUAUGGUUCACAUUAUUUAUAUAAUUUAUUUGCACCAAUAUUAGCUAAAAUGUUCAUAGCUGAUUUACGUUCAUAUGAAGUUGAUCCAUCACGUAUUGAACAACAUGAACAAUUAGAUGAAAAUAGAAAAAAUUUACGUUUAUUAACACAUGAUGUUUUUCAAGCGAUUGUUGAUUCAUCAUCACAAUUUCCAAUUCAAUUAAGAAUUUUAUGUUCAUGUUUAUAUCAAGUUGUUCAACAACGUUUUCCACAACAUCCUUUACAAGCUGUAUCAACUGUAAUAUUUCUUCGUUUUUUAAAUCCAGCUCUUGUUCUUCCACAUGAAUUUGGUAUUGUUGAUGCUGAACCAUUACCACGUAUAAAACGUGGUUUAACACUUGUAUCAAAAAUUCUUCAAAAUAUAGCAAAUAAUUUAAUAUUUACAAAAGAAUUCCAUAUGCGUUGUUUUAAUGAUUAUCUUCGUUCAACAUUUGAUUCAGCAACAAAUUUUGUUUUAUCAAUAAGUGAACCUAUUAAUUUAACAACAAUAAUUCCAUCUGAUGAACAACAACCAAUUGAAAAUAAUAUUUUGGAUUCUACAAUACCUUCACCAACAUAUCCAAUGUCUUAUAUAAGUGAUGCUAAUGUUUUAGCAUUACAUAGACUUUUAUGGUAUCAUCAAGAAAAAAUUGGUGAUUAUUUAUCCAGUGGAAGAGAUCACAAAGCUAUUGGACGAAGACCUUUUGAUAAAAUGGCGACAUUAUUAGCUUACUUAGGACCGCCAGAUCAUAGACCAUUGGAUUCACAAUGGAUUUCAUAUGAUAUGACAGCAACAAAAUUUGAAGAACUUAUGGCGAAAACACAAAUGCAUGAAAGAGAAGAAUUUAAAUCAUUAAAAGCUCUUAAUAUAUUUUAUCAAGCUGGUUUUAGUAAACAAAAUAAUACUCCAGUAUUUUAUUAUAUUGCUCGUCGUUUUAAAGUAAAUGAAAUGAAUUGUGAUUUAUUAAUCUAUCAUGUAUUAUUAACAUUAAAACCUUUUCAAGCAAAACCAUUUGAAUUAGUUGUUGAUUUUACUCAUACUUGUACUGAUAAUCGUUUUAAAACGGAUUAUUUAUCAAAAUGGUUUAUUUGUAUGCCUGAUUGUUUUUAUUAUAAUCUUCAAGCAUCUUGUAUGAAUGAUAUACCUGAUUGUGAAUGGUUAGCACAAUGGCAAGAAUUAGCUAAACGUUUUGCUUUUCAAUUUAAUCCUGCUUUACAACCGAGAGCUAUUAUUGUCUAUGGUUGUAUAUCGAAAACAACAAGUGAUGCUGAAAUAAAAGCAUUAUUACGUAUACUAGUUAAAGCUCUUGAAUCAUUUUCGGAUAUUGAUUUAAUUGAUUCAAUAAUAAUGUGUUUAACACGUUUAUUACCAUUAUUAUCACCAGAAUCUAAAAUACAUAAAUUUAUGUUUUGGAUUGCUUUAUCAAUUCUACAAUUAGAAGAAACACAAUUAUAUGCAUCUGGUUUAGCAUUACUUGAACAAAAUCUUCAUACACUUGAUCAUAUGUUAAAUUUAUUUGAAAAUACAAGUACACAUCAACAACAAACUUUAGAAAGAAUUAUGAUGGAUGCUAGAGAACCACUAGAAUGGCAAUUUAAACAGUUAGAUGCAAGUAUGGGUUUAUCAUUUAAAUCAAAUUUUAAUUUUGCACUUGUUGGACAUCUUAUUAAAGGAUUUCGUCAUCCGGUUCAAUCAACUGUUGUUCGUACAACUCGUGUUCUUUCAACUCUUCUUAGUAUUGUUGCUAAAUCCGAAUCUCAUGAUAAAUUUAAAGUAACACCAACAUCAGUACCAUAUUUAGCUGCAUUAGUUAGUGUUGUUGAAGAAGUUCGUAGUCGAUGUCCAGUUAAACAUCGACCUGUUAUUGUUUCAUCAACAACAAAUACAAAUUCAACAAAUAUUUUACCAUUAAAUUAUUCUUCAAUAUCAACUGUUCAUCCAUUAUCACAUUUACCACAAUCAUAUUCAACAACAUCAAUUGCUGAUUUUGCUGGUUUAGGAGGAAAUUCCUUAUCAUCAUCAUAUAUUUUAACAAAUCAAACAACAAAUUCAACAUUACUUAAUGUUCAACAAGGUUUAUAUCCUCGUCGACAAAAAUCUUGGGAUGCAUCAUAUAUUGAAAAAACACGAAAAAUUGGUGGAGUAUUAACUGUUAGCGGUACUCGAUUAUUAUCUAUACCAUCACAUGUACGUCAUUGGCAUUCAUUUGAUAUCGAACAUGCUGUACCACGUAUACUUACAAAACCAGCUUCUACACUUGUACAAUUACAACAAGUUAAACAAGUUGUACCAACUAUUGCUGUCACACCACAAACUGCGCCUGAAACACAAACAUCACAAAUAAGUAGUGAAACAAAUCAUUUAUUAGAUCCUAAUGUAUUAAUAGAUACGUCAACACAAGCAUUACUUUUAACAGUAUUAGCAACACUUGUACGUAAUACAUCGGAUGAAAAUGAAAUGAGAAUUAUAUAUGAAUAUUUAUCGGAAUCAAGUAUUGUUUUUCCAAAAGUAUUUCCCGUUAUACAUAAUUUAUUAGAUGCAAAAAUAAAUUCAGUACUUUCAUUAUCACAUGAUGAAUCAAUAUUAGCAUCAGUACAAUCGAUAAUAUAUCAAAUGAUAGCUUGUUCAGCUGGUGAUGAUGCAAGUCAACAACAACAACAACUUAGUUAUUUACAAUCAUGUGGAUUUGGUGGUUUAUGGCGUUUUGCUGGACCAUUUACUGUUUCAAGACAAAAUCCUGAUAAUGUUGAAUUAUUUGUUAAUUGUUUAGAAGCAAUGGUUGAAACAUGUUUACCAUCAUUAGAUGAACAUGAAGAUGGUUCAGAAAGUGGAGUUAAUAGUGGAAAUGGUUUAACAGGAAAUAAUGGUACUAGACAUGCAUCUUUACAUCAUCAUCGAACAUUUCGACAUCAUCCUCAUUAUUAUUCAGCUUCAUCAGCAGCUGCUUGUCUUAAUGCUAAUUUAUCUUCAUCAAUGUCUAGUAUUUCAAUAGAUUCAAUUCGUUCACCGACGGAUCGUGAGGGUCAAUUUUUCGAUUUAAAUGAUCUUAAUCGACCAGCACAAUCUCAAUCUCAAAAUGGGAAUUAUACUAGAUCUCGUAUAACACAAAAACCAAAUCUUAUUUAA